UCACAUCACUACUAGCCAUGAUUGAUUGCGUGCUUCGAACGAUUGAUCGUAAUUGCAUAGAUUUGAUGUUGUGAUAAAAAGAAAACACAAGCUUUGUGCGUGAGCUGCUUUUUUUCAGUUUGUAACGUUUUUAACGCCAAUGCUAGCUGCAACGUUGCUAAGUUAAUUUUUACAUAAAUUCGUCUAAUUCGAUUAGUGUUCAAAUCAACGUAAUUACGAAAAAUUACGAUCUGUGAAAAAGCAUCUCAGUUGAAAUUGUGAAGAAAAAAACUGUAAAACUCAAACGAAAACGGACUGCUGAUGGAAUUGAUUUGUAAUCUCGCACAUUUCUUUGGCAUGCGUAAAAAAUAUGAUAAAUGCUUGUUGAACAGCACGCCAGUUCUUAAUGGAUUUGGGAAAUUGAUUUCGAACGCAUACGAAAUACCUGAACAAAGCCGAAACAUUUAGCAAUCAAGAAGAUCGCCGCCGCCGCCACCGCUACCGCUGAAAUAUUUAGCUUCAUUAAUAGAAGAAGAAAAAAAUAAUGGAAACAAAACGUUAUUUGGAUGUUAUUGCGUUAAAUGAAUGGUGAUUAGUUGUGGAUUGGUGCUUUAACAAUUGGAGAUUAUAUCGACAUUUACAAGAGAUCAUACAGCCCAAAGCUAAAUCGAUCCAAUUGUUAUGAUCAUUAAAUGGAUAAAUAGCGAAGAUAGAAGAAGACGCAAGUUUUGUGAUGUUCGCAUAAAAAAGCAUUCAAGUUUCGCUGCGUGAAGUGUUUUUUUUACAUUGUGCCGCCCAUUGCGCAUGAAUCACUUGAGGCCAGUAAUUAGCAUUAGAUGGUGAAUUGAAUUUCGAUGAAGCAAUUAAAUAUGUUAACAAAGUCGCUAAGUUGCAACGAAAUCUGGACGAAGCAAGUGAUGCCAGAGUGUGCUUCGCAGCCACAAAACGACACUGAUUCGGCAUUGGCUGCAUCGAAGCGCCAUAAAUCCAGUGAUAAGUUAACCAAAACUAAAACGGAAAAUCACAAAACAGUCAUCUAUUUUGGUGAUUCGAUAUCCAGUAAAAAGCAACAUAAUCAGCUUCAACAACAAAUGAAAGCGCAACAAAUCUCCGCGAAUCGGAUGAACGGCAACGAUGUGACAGACGAACGAUCAGAUUUGAGGCAUGCACAACGUUUGUGCGACGAAAUGGUGUUUAAGCGACAACAAUCCGUUCGAAUGCAAUCGAAAAGCAAUGAAGCUCAUUCGAAAUGUCCCACCGAAGAAGUUGUAACCGUAGUGAAUGAUGUGAAAAUGAUGAAAAAUGAGUCAAUCAACUUGGUGAAACAUUUAAAAACGGUCUUGGAAGAGAAAUGCCAACAAAAAAGUGUCAAAACUGCAAUUUUGGUGGAGGGCAAAAAAGAUGAAAGUGACAAAAAUCUGAACAAUUCAAAUGAUAUGACCAAUUGCAGCGAUGCAAAGACCAGCAAAGUGGAAGUUGGCAAGAAAUUGCCAUCGUUCAUUGAAAGCAUUGUAAAUGGUGUGAUCAAUAUAAAAAUUGAUGAAAGCUACGAUGCAGCUACGAAAUUAGUGCGAUCAAUUGAAAGCCCCGACACUGACGAUGCAGACAGUUUCGAUGCAAUCGAAGAUGGAAAUGAUUUAUUCUUAGAUAUUGGCGGUGAAGUCAAUAAUAUGUAUGGAGUUAUGGAUUGGAGUUACGUACAAGAAUGGCGAAAACAAGAUUGGCGAUCCCGGCCAUCUGGAAACACACGUGACGUUCCACUAUUUACAGCCUAUAUUCCACCAAAUCCGAAUUCCUCUCCGUCAGUAGUACCUUGCAAUGCCAACAAGGUCAACAGAAGUCCUUCGAAUGGAAUGAAUGUAAUGAGUCCUCCUUCAGCACUGCCAAUGAAUAUGAAUUCAUCGAUCCGUGUUCACAGCCCGGCUACAGCAACACCUGCAAUUAGAACUCCAAAAGAGGUGGCCUUUCGGCCAAAAGGAAAUGAUCAAAGUCCAAUGAAUGAAUUUAAUUCAGUAACCCCAUCAAAUAUGCCAGGUAAUGUGUCGACGACGACAAAUACAAGCACAAUUACGAUGUCGCCCAAGAGUGUGGAUACCAUCGAUGGCUCGAUGAGUCAUGGUGGAAAUUCAAAUGCAACUACUUGUUUGAUUGGAACAGUUACGACCAAUGGGAACAUGACUAAUUUGAGCACAAUGAUUCCUGAGCGUGACACAAAUGGCCAAUCAAUGGUAACGAAUAUGAAAAUGAAAUCCAUGAACUGUAAACCAAUUCCGCAUCGACCAAUAGCUGGACCAGCCAAGCUCACCAUACAAAGUAUUCCCGUUAAAUCACAACCACCAAUGCUUAGCUCGAAUCUGAGCAACCAGCGAAAAGUGAUGCAUGGUAAUUUAAAUGAAAAUCAAUUGAUGAACGGCAGUGUCAAUGUACAAAAAUACAACAACAAUAACAACAACAACAACAACAACAACAACAACAAUGCACUCAAAUCUAAAGCAGUCGUACAAAGUACUGAAGCAUCACAGAAUCUAUUGAAUCAACAGAAAAAUACAAUAAUUAUGCGCACACAUCAUCACGGUGGUACUAACGAAAUGGUCCGUGGUCUGCAGCGUGUUCAAGAAUGUCAUAGCUCUUCAGACGAAAACCGUUCCUCGGGCCAUGCCUCGAUGUCUGACACUGGUCACGGAAGUAGUUCACCUGGUUGUGCCCUAGGCCCGUUGCCAGAAGACCGUUUAGCUGCUGGAGUGACAAAUCGAAGCACAAGGUCCAGCACAAGUGCGGGCCAUUCAAGAGCGCGACAUCGAUCAACACCCGCCAAAGGGCCGUGGAAUGGGAACGGUCUUGAAGAUAUCAAACUAGCAAUACAACAGUUGACAAUGCGAUCGCAAACUAGCACCAGUACGUACAGUAGCCUCAGUGCUGGUUCUGAAAUGGAACCUCGUCGAUUGGGUCGAUAUUCAUCACUGGAAACAGUCAACACAAACGUAACAAGUGCCGAUGAAUUUGUUUGGAUUGAUUCACAUAAUCGUCUGGUUGAGUUACAGCAUCCACCAUGGAGUCAACACUGUUUACUGCGUGUCGUUCGAACGGGACGUUGUCGUGAAUAUUCUGAGCGCAUAUCGCUUGAAACGAUCCCUCGACUUGGAUAUUUGCUGCAGAGAGCUCUCGUUCGGGUAGCACGAGAAAUUCAACGUCUAUCGACCGGAUUGGGUUUGUGUUCGAAACAUGAAGUAGCUGGUGCAUUCAAAAUUGUACUCUGUCCAGCAUUGGCUGGAUCGUGUAUUAAAGCGUUUUUGAGAGCAGCCGCAAUGUUUGGUGUGCCGGGCGACAGUUCACUGCGACAGAGUAAGUCCUCACGUGCUGGACUUCAAUUAUCCGUUGGCCGUUUUCAUCGUUGGAUGUCUGAUGCACGGCUCGGGCGAUUUGUGCACGAAUAUUCAGCGGUUUAUUUGUGUGCCGGCCUCGAGAAUUUACUUGAAGAAAUAAUUCUUCAAUGUAUUCCAUCCGACCCAACUUUAUCCCUGACUGCAACUGGACUAGAACACUCUAUUGCAACUAGUGGUGAUUUGUGGGGACUUUUGCAGCCCUAUGCCCAUUUGAAUGCCGGCCGUAUUGCAUCUGGUGCUUUGACAAUGGGUAAGAGUUGGGCAAGCCAGUCAUCGAUUGGCUCAAAUCCAAACAUUCCAACCAAUUCACCGUGCCUAUUAACCACUUGCGUUGGAAGCGUUGCCGAACUAAAGGAUCUGGUACUUCGAGCACAAAAUAAAUUCAAUCACACAGCUUUGUCGCACACCGCCCUAGUGGCUCUAUUCUAUUUCAUGCGUUGUUCACAGCUUGAACACAAUGAAGAGAGUAACAGUGCAUCGAAUGGAAAUAGCAGUGUGCAAGAGCUGUGCUAUGAGAGAGCAUACGUUGUUUUGCCGCCACUUGUUGAAUGGCUUCGAGUUGCCUCGGCUCAUGCGGAAUAUCGUCAUUCUCUCAUCAUCGAUAGCGAUGACAUAAUGCAAGCGGCCAGGCUGCUUUUGCCCGGAGUUGAUUGUUCUCCUAGAGCUGUUGGUUCUGAUGAGGAACUACCACCGAAGAGAAGCACAUUUUCAAUGAAACCACAGUCGCCUACACAAAUUCAACCAUCAAUCGUUUCAAACCCAAAUGUUCACGUUAUCAUUGAUGAUAAUGAAUAUGCAAGAAGAGCGACUAUAGCAUUAGCAUUUCGUUUGAUGCUCACUGGACGACCAGAACUCCUAAUACAAGCUGGAACCCUUUUGCCAUCAUCAACACGAUACGAUACUUUAAAUCAAGCUGGUAUGACGGCACUGAUGAUCGCCGCCAUUCGAAAUGAUGAAAUGGCUAUACAGCAAUUACUGGAUGCAAAUGCUGAUCCAAAUGUAGAGGUACCUUCAAUCGGUCUCUCAACAUGUUCGGCCAUCCAUCCGGAAACUCAACACUGGACAGCAAUCACGUUUGCGGCAUGCCGAGGAAAUUAUAACGCUGUGCGCAUGCUUUUGGAGCGCGGUGCGAAUGUAGAAGGUGGCGCAUGUUUGAGUGAUGAUAAAUGCACGUUGACACCACUGCAAGUGUCGAGUGGCUCUGGAUCGGUUGACAUCGUAGCGCUGCUGCUGUCGCAUGGCGCCAAUGCAUUUUUGUCCACACAACACAAGGAUUCACUUUGUUUCUCGGGAACAGCACAGCGCGGCUGCUAUAGUGCAAUAUCUGUAGCUGCUGCACACGAUCAACGGGCCACAUUGCGAAAGCUUUUAUCUCAUCCGUUGGCACCGGUUAGUCAAGAGGUAUUGUCACUGGAAGAAAUGCUUGCUGAGGGCGAUAACAAUGCACGAAAUCCAAAUAUCGAACGUCAAAAUGAAAUUCCACCAUCCAUGACAAAAACCCAAAUUAAAUGUCUGCAAGAAGCAAUGUAUCACAGUGCGGAGAACAAUCAUUUAGACAUAACAAUUGAACUCCGUGCACUGGGCGUACCAUGGACUCUGCAUUGCUGGAUGCAUGCUUUAUCCGCUGCACAUGAGCUACGGCUCGAUUCAGUUAUUGAUCAAUUAUUGCAGGACUUCCUGCAAGUGUGCCCAGACGAUUACAGUUCGCAAUUUGUCACAGAAUGUCUUCCAUUAUUAUUCAAUAUUUUUCGCUACAGCAAGAAAGAGGGAACAACGUUAUUGUUAGCUGAUAUAUUUGCGACGUGCUUCGGCUGGAAACCUAUAAAACCAAUAAAAGAGCCUGUGUUGCAACCGGCGAAUGGAUCACGCAUCGAUCCGAAAUUUGUGAAUAAUCCGGAGCUGAGUGACGUUAUGUUCAGAGUGGAGGGUAAAAUAUUUUAUGGUCAUAAAAUAGUUCUUGUCACAGCAUCACCACGCUUCCAAAGUAUGCUGAGUUCGAAGCUGAGCGACGGAAAUACACCGACCGUGCAGAUCAACGACAUUCGGUAUCAUAUAUUCCAAUUGGUCAUGCAAUUUUUGUACAGUGGUGGAUGUAAUUCAUUCGAUGUCGUUGCACCCGGUGAUAUACUGGAAUUGAUGGCAGCCGCAAGUUUCUUUCAACUAGAGGAUUUGCUACGAUACACAGAGGCCCGGUGCUCGCAAAUGAUUGACAUCGAUAAUGUGGUGGCCAUGUACAUUCAUGCCAAGGUUUACAACGCACCAAAGUUAAUCGAGUAUUGUUAUGGCUUCCUACUACAGAACAUGGUUGCAUUGCUCACUUACGAUGAUUCAGUGAAGCGGUUGCUAUUCGCCAAAAAAAUUCCCAACAACGAUGUACUCAAUGGUUUACUAGAAACACUACAGUCACGCAUUAAGAAGCGACGUUCGGUUCAAAGCCCCGGCAAUAAUGCCAUUCGACCACCAGCUAUGGUGGCUGUUAAUAAGAUGGCAAAUAAUAAUAAACCCUGAAACAAUAAGCCCAGUUUGCAAUUUAGUUUAUUUAUCCACCUUCAAGAAUAUUUCCCAUAGCUUUGUAAUUAUAACAAUCGAUUUUUCUUUUUGUUUUUUUUGUUUUGUUUAAUCAUUUCAACCCAUAAAUUGUAAUGAAAUUGCAUCCAUUCGAAAUUCCACAUUAGACUGUGAAUUUAAGAAGAAAUAAUUUUCUUAAAAUCCAUAUUUGUUAUUUUGAAUCGCAAUGUCGAUUUUUAUCAUCGAACCGAUCAUGUAUCAUUUGAAGGUAAUAUUAUUAUUUAUAACUUUGGAAUGAAGUUUUUAUGGCAGACAAUUGUUCAUUUGAAUAUUUUAUCACAAUCAUACCCAUUAUAUAUGUUUUUUUUUUCAUGAGAAUGUUAACCGUCCACUCUCAUUUUCAAUUAAAUUUAUGCGGAUUCUACUUUGUUAUUAAACUAAGGUAAUCUUCUAGUUUUAGAAUGUAGGAGAAUUAAUUGUAUUUUAUCAAAUCGAAUCAUAUCGUAUCGUAUCACAAUUAAAUGUUCAAAUUUUUUCCUUAAAAAAUAAA
Molecule: messenger RNA, 6420 nt
Organism: Sitodiplosis mosellana (orange wheat blossom midge)
Lineage: Eukaryota; Metazoa; Arthropoda; Insecta; Diptera; Cecidomyiidae
Product: ankyrin repeat and BTB/POZ domain-containing protein 2
Exons: 12
Coding region: 834-5870 (1678 amino acids)
Molecular function (GO): protein heterodimerization activity
Source: RefSeq, a predicted model, not a curated record